Messenger RNA from Hydra vulgaris (swiftwater hydra), 1112 nucleotides. Its product is annotated as ribosome maturation protein SBDS. The record is from RefSeq and is a predicted model, not a curated record. Lineage: Eukaryota; Metazoa; Cnidaria; Hydrozoa; Anthoathecata; Hydridae. Gene Ontology annotation, biological process: ribosome biogenesis; cytosolic ribosome assembly.
UAAUUUUCUUUUUUUUUUUAGCUAUCAAGACUGAUUUAUAAAAACUCAAAAUUUAAGUUUGUUUUAUAAAUAAAAAAGUUAUUCUUUUACUUUAUUACAAUAAACAAUUAGAAUGGCUUCUAUAUUUACACCUACCAAUCAAAUUCGUUUAACAAAUGUUGCCAUAGUUCGUCAAAAGAAGUUUGGCAAACGUUUUGAAAUAGCCUGUUACAAAAACAAAGUUUUGUCAUGGAGACAAGGAGCCGAAAAAGAUAUUAAUGAGGUUUUGCAGACACAACAAGUUUUUACUAAUGUAUCUAAAGGGCAAGUUGCUAAGAGAGAAGAUUUGAUUCAAGCUUUUGGCACAGAUGAUGAAAAAGAAUGCUGUCUAAAGAUAUUAGCAAAAGGAGAACUUCAAGUUUCAGAAAAAGAAAGAUCUCAACAAUUUGAAUCAAUGUAUAGAGAUAUUGCCACAACUGUUUCUAACAAAUGUGUCAAUCCUGAAACCAAACGCCCUUAUCCUGUUGGAGUAAUCGAAAGUGCUAUGAAAGAAAUUCAUUUUGCAGUCAAGCCUAACAAAAGUACAAAAAUGCAGGCUCUUGAAGUUAUAAAGUUGUUAAAAGCAUCAAUUGCCAUUGAAAGAGCUGAAAUGAGGAUUCGCAUAAUUUUACCCAAAGACUGUGCAAAGAAAACUAGAGAAAAAGUUGUUACACUUGUGUCAAAUAUUGAAAAGGAAGAAUGGUUAUUGGGACAAUUAGAUAUGGAAUGUUUGAUUGAUCCUGGUGUCUAUCGAGUAAUCAAUGAAAUGAUAAGCAGCGAAUCAAAAGGUAAAGGAAACGUGGAACUGCUAUCAUUAAAAGAAAUAACUGAAGGCGAGGAAACUGUUAAGUAACUCUUUGAUUGGUGUCAAUAUUUUAAAAACGGUUUUCUGCAGGUUCAGAGUGAUUGAUGAUUCUAUGCAAAUAUAGAAUAAUUGACUUUUCAUUGUAAGGUUGGAGGAAGUUAGAGUGCAGUUCAUAAAAAUUUAUUUAUAUUUACUAAAUUUGAAAAAAGUAAAAAUACAACCUGAUAAGAUUGCAAUAUGAUCUAUUGUGUAAUAUGAUGUAGUUAUAAUAAAAAAAUUGUGUUUUGGU